Molecule: messenger RNA, 989 nt
Organism: Lycium ferocissimum
Lineage: Eukaryota; Viridiplantae; Streptophyta; Magnoliopsida; Solanales; Solanaceae
Product: stem-specific protein TSJT1
Exons: 5
Coding region: 51-761 (236 amino acids)
Source: RefSeq, a predicted model, not a curated record
GAAACUGUAAAUUUUGUUGUUUAAUUUUUUCUAGUUUGUUAGAUUAGGAAAUGUUGGGUAUUUUUAGCAGCUCCAUUGUAUCACCGCCUGAGGAGUUGGUGGCAGCCGGAAGCCGGAACCCGUCACCUAAGAUGACGGGGGAGGCUCUGAUGAACCGGUUCACUAAAACCGAGCCGUUGGCUGUGUCCGUGAAGAUCAACGGUCAUGUUCAACUAGCUUACACUCACAACAAUGAGUCUGCUUUUCUGCCAAGGUCAUUUGCCGUUAAGGAUGAAAUAUUUUGCUUGUUUGAGGGAUCUCUCGACAACUUAGGAAGUUUGAGACAACAAUACGGCCUGGCCAAGUCUGCAAAUGAGGUGGUAUUGAUGAUUGAAGCAUACAAGGCACUCCGUGACAGGGCACCUUACCCUGCAAACCAUGUUGUUGGUCACCUUGAAGGCAAUUUUGCAUUUAUCGUUUUUGACAAGUCCACUUCUACAUUGUUUGUGGCUACUGAUCAAGUCGGUAAGAUACCUCUAUAUUGGGGAAUCACUGCUGAUGGGUAUGUGGCCUUUGCCGAUGAUGCUGAUUUGCUUAAAGGUGCUUGUGGCAAGUCACUUGCUUCUUUCCCUCAAGGGUGUUUCUUCUCUACAACAGUUGGAGAACUGAGAAGCUAUGAGAAUCCUAAAAACAAGAUCACUGCCAUUCCUGCUACUGAGGAAGAAAUAUGGGGUGCAAAAUUCAUGGUUGAAGGAGGAGCAGUUGUUGCAGCCACAAAAUAGAGACGAUUUCUUUUUUCAGAAGAGAAGAGGAGAUGCAUUAGUGGGAUCCAUGUAAUGCAAAUAAAUGAAUGGGGGUUAUUAUAUAUGUCCCAAGCUGUUCUAUUUUCCUCUUACUUUUAGUAUUGAACCGGAUUGAGUUUAUGUAAGACUUGCCAUUUUAGGCGUUUUAGUGGUUUCAGUAACUUCUUCAGCUAAAUGUUAUAGUAUGUAUGUUGGUAAUGGCUGGUA